Molecule: messenger RNA, 1749 nt
Organism: Malus domestica (apple)
Lineage: Eukaryota; Viridiplantae; Streptophyta; Magnoliopsida; Rosales; Rosaceae
Product: protein DETOXIFICATION 35-like
Biological process (GO): xenobiotic detoxification by transmembrane export across the plasma membrane
Cellular component (GO): membrane
Molecular function (GO): xenobiotic transmembrane transporter activity; antiporter activity
Source: RefSeq, a predicted model, not a curated record
AUAUUGAAACAAAAAUCACGCGAGAGCAUAAUACCACAACUCCGAUUAUAACUUGCUGGAGCCAAAGAAUCAGUCAGUAGCAGUAACCCUUCUGAAUAUCUCAAAUGGAAACGCCAUUGCUGACAAUCAAAGCAGAGGCGGCAGCAGCUGCUGAUUAUGCUCCAGUGAGGAGCUUUGGGGAGGCCAUGAAGGUCUCCUGGAAAGAGGCGGUGAAGCUCUGGAGGGUUGCAACUCUGGUGGCCUGCACUUCUCUGUUUCAGUACCUGGUUCAGUCCAUAACCACCGUUUUCGUCGGUCAUCUUGGAGAUGUCGAGCUCUCUGCCGUCUCCCUUUCCCUCGGUGUCAUUUGCAACAUCCCUUUUGGUUUCCUGCUAGGUAUGGCAACUGCAUUGGGAACCCUUUGUGGGCAAGCAUAUGGAGCAGGCCAAGUAGGGCAGCUAGGAAUCUAUAUGCAGCGCUCAUGGAUUGUGUUAUUCAUCGCCUGUAUCAUCCUUUCGCCAGUUUUUAUUUUCGCCGCUCCGAUCCUAAAAUUUUUAGGCCAGGAACAUGGCAUAGCUGAUCCUGCUGGAGUAUACAGUCUAAAGAUAAUCCCUCAAAUGUUCUCCUAUGCCAUCAAUUUGCCCACUCAGAGGUUCCUCCAGGCCCAGAGCAAGGUGCUCGUGAUCACGUUGAUUGCAUUCGCGGCUCUAAUCAUACAAACCGGGUUGCUUCAUCUCUUCAUCAAUGUGUUUGGCUUGGGAACAACUGGUGCGGCUGUAGCUUAUGACAUCACAAACUGGGGAGUUGCAAUUGGUCAAGUUGGUUAUGUUAUGGUCUGCUGCAAAGAGGAGUGGACUGGAUUUUCAUGGUUGGCGUUUCGAGAGAUUUGGGAUUUUGCUAAGCUGUCACUUGCCUCUUGUAUGAUGGUUUGCCUAGAUUUAUGGUAUUCGAUGAGUAUAAGCAUUCUUGCCGGUCUGCUUCCAAAUGCAGUCAUUUCUGUUGGUUCCUUUUCUAUAUGCAUGAAUUUUCAGAAUUGGGAAAUUAUGUUGUUGCUUGGAAUAAGUGCUGCUGUAAGCACACGAGUCUCGAACGAACUUGGAAAGGGGCGUCCAAGAGCAGCCAAAUACUCCGUCUGUGUUGCAGUCUUGCUAGCUCUCGUCAUUGGGUCUUUAGCCAUGGUUGCUAUCUUCGUAAGCAGAGACUACUUUGCCAUGAUUUUCACCAGCAGUGGAGAUAUGCAACUCGCCGUUUCUCGUUUAGUUUACCUUCUUGGUGUAACGAUGCUUCUUACCAGUGCUACACAAGUAUUAACAGGAGUUGCUAUUGGAGGUGGAUGGCAAGUGAUGGUGGCUUAUAUAAAUUUUGGUAGUUAUUAUUUGGUUGGGCUCCCAUUAGCAAUCUUUCUUGGCUUCAAAGCAGAUCUGGGAGCUGUGGGACUUUGGGGUGGGAUGAUGAGUGGAAACGCUCUUCAGAUCUUCUUCUUGCUGAUUCUGACUUGUAGAACCAACUGGGACAGAGAGGUGGAGCAAACAACAAAGCGCAUAAAGAAGUGGAGAAGCAAAGAAACAAUAACUGACGAGAUAUGUAGCUGAUAAAUAUAUCAUGAAAUUAGAGAAAACUCAUGCAUUUGUAUCUGUCUAUUUGGGUAAUGUGAGGCUUUAUGUGCCAAUGUUUUAUGUACUUCCGCAACAUUGAAUUCUUAUUGUCGUCAAAGUUGAGGCGUUCUGUCUCCGCUACUCAAUCAUCUAUUCCGACCAAAAAGAACGAAAA